Molecule: messenger RNA, 1549 nt
Organism: Paramacrobiotus metropolitanus
Lineage: Eukaryota; Metazoa; Tardigrada; Eutardigrada; Parachela; Macrobiotidae
Product: receptor-type guanylate cyclase Gyc76C-like
Exons: 9
Coding region: 41-1549 (502 amino acids)
Biological process (GO): cGMP biosynthetic process; protein phosphorylation; receptor guanylyl cyclase signaling pathway
Molecular function (GO): ATP binding; protein kinase activity; guanylate cyclase activity
Source: RefSeq, a predicted model, not a curated record
UUUUAUUUUGGCUAAAUUACAGAGUAAUUUGAUUUAAUUUAUGUAUUCUGCAGUUAUGGUGUCGUGUACGACGUCUAAGAAGCAGAAGAAGUUUCUGAGGAUUGUGGACGAACUGGGAAUGUCCAGUGGAGAUUAUGUUUUUAUUUUGCCUUACACUUUCGUCGUACCCGAUGACCUUCCGCUGGACUGUAGCACAAACGCCACGCUUCCCAGCAGCGAUGACUACUGUGAUUCGAGGACGCUUAACUCCCUGCGCAGCGCCUUAGUAAUCCAGCCCACGUUUCCCAAAUGGGAAAAAUUUGCAGAAACGAUGAAAGAUGUGCUGGUGCGCCGGAAAGAGCUAUACAAUUUAACUGAUCACGACAUCGAGACAUAUGACACGCAUUAUACAGAACUAUCGCGUACGCGGAAAAUCAGCGGCCGGCGGUUUCGUGACUACUUUACCAAUUCCACCUUCACCUUCGCUUCGCAGAAGGUCCAGUAUGCUAACGCUCUGCGUGUCAGUACCAUUCAAAUUCUACAGUUCGACUGGGACUCGUCAGACUCUCAAGUCAUUCUGGAGAUUAACAGUCUGAGACCGACAAAUCUUACCCGGAUGGAAUAUGUGCCCGUAUGGCUGCGGGGGAAUCCGCCGCCAGAUCGUCCAUUGUGUGGACUGCUUAAUGAAUUAUGCGCCGACCAGUCCGCGACGUACACGGCGGUGGGUUCGGCCGGGGGUGUGCUGAUUCUCAUCAGUAUCACCGUCACGAUCGUUGUGCAGUGUAUUCGGCGCUUGGGCCGCACCGUCAACGACGCUUUCUCCUGGUGGACGAUUCAAACCGAGGAGAUAGACUUCUCCGAUCGUCGUGCUAGUCUGAUGGUCCAGAGACCCAUGCCGACAGCCGCCGCGGCGUUUGCAGACCGUCUUAUUGGACUGCGUGGGUCUCCGUGUUGGGCAACGUGGGUGGACUGCACAACGAAAGGCAGCGCUGACGAGUUUGCCACGCCGCGCAUGAUUAAGCUGAUGGACAUGGUACGGAGUCUGCGUCACGAUAACAUCAAUCCGUUUGUGGGAAUCCACUUAUUCAAACCCUGCUGCAUCGUGGAAGAAUACUGUCCACGUGGCUCUGUUGCUGACGUCUUUGCGGACGAACAUCCAUUAGACCGCGAUAUGAAGAUAUCAGCCGUCAUCGACCUAAUUCGGGGUUUACAUUAUAUCCACACUUCCUCAUUGCACUUCCACGGCAACCUUCGCUCGACCAAAUGCCUCUUCACCAAACUGCUUUCCCUGCGCAUCGGUGACUGCAGUAACGAGCGGCUGAAACCCAUCUUGAAACCGGUCGAGCACAAGUACAGCCCAUCGUCACCGUGGAAACUGUUGUGGACGCCGCCGGAGAUACUCCGCGGGACCAGAUUGCGCAGCGCUGCCACCGACGUGUACGCUAUGGGCGUGAUUAUGCACGAGAUCGUCUUCCAGAACGGGCCGUUCAGUUUGGGCGCCGUUGACCAGAUUUCGGUGGAGGCAGCAACCGGUAAGACAUACUCCAUGGAAUACAGACAAAUUGCCUGA